AUGAAAGGUGAACUGACGGUAGAGGAAAUAGCAGAUUCUGAGCACAGAAUCAUUGCCGAUGCACAGGCGGAAGCAUUUGCAAUUGAAUAUGCAACUUUGUUGUCAGGUAAGAUGUUGGCUUCCAGUUCCAAACUCCUUACACUUCAGCCACAUCUAGAUGAAAAUGGGGUCAUGAGAUUGAGUGGACGCUUAGGCGAUGCUGAAUGUUUGCCACUUGGAGCGCGAUUUCCCAUAAUUCUACCUCGUAGAAGUUGGGUGACAAAGCUCAUCAUAAAACAGUAUCACGAAGAUGGUAAACAUGUUCUGGGCACAAACCAAACACUGGCUGCAGUGUCAUCAAAAUACUGGAUUAUCUCAGCACGAGAAGCAAUACGUGAAUGGCAGAAAGAAUGUGCUCGAUGUCAUAGGGACAAAGCAAAACCUGCCUAUCCAAUGAUGGCUCCGUUACCAAAAAUGAGACUUCGAACAUCCUUCCGUGCAUUCAGCCAGGCUGCUGUUGACUAUGCUGGACCUUUCAUAACAGUCCAAGGCAGAGGAAAAUCACGUCAGAAACGUUAUUUGUGUCUAUUCACCUGUUUGACUACAAGAGCUGUUCACCUAGAGAUGGCAUACAGCUUGGACACCAGCGCAUUCCUAAAUGCGUUUUACCGAAUGGUAAAUCGAAGAGGUCUACCACAAGAUGUCAUAUCUGACAAUGGAACAAACUUCGUUGGUGCCGUCAAAGAACUCAAGGAACUUCUUCACAUGCUGGAUCAAGAUGCUGUUCGGCGUUCCAUGGCCAAUCGAGGAGUGAAAUGGCACUUCAACCCUCCAUACUCGCCGCAUUUUGGAGGCGUAUUCGAGACGAUGAUAAAAUCGGCUAAGCGUGCUAUCUUCGCUAUCCUGGGGAAUGGGGACGUCACAGAUGAGGAAUUGGAAACGGGAUUCACCGGAGCUGAAGCGCUGAUCAACUCGCGCCCUCUGACAUAUCAGUCGACUCAUCCCCAAGAUGAGAUUCCUCUGACUCCGAAUCACUUCCUGCAUGGCCAGAUUGGAGGAAUGUUUGCUCCGGAAUCUGUAGACACAACCGAUUAUCACCCAAGGAAGCGCUGGAGACGUAUUCAGGAACUGAUGAGGCACUUUUGGAAGCGUUGGAUGAAGGAAUGGCUCCCAGGUCUGAACCCAAGACGGAAAUGGCGAACUCCAAGCAGAGACCUGUGUAUCGAUGAUGUUGUGCUGGUGAUAUCUCCUGACACUCCACGGGGACAGUGGCCACUUGGUAGAAUUGUCAAGACAUACCCAGGAAGAGAUGGACAUGUGCGUGUGGUGGAUGUACGGAUCGGACAAUCAGUGAUUACUAGAGCAGCAAACAAGAUUUGUCCACUGGAGUGGUCAACUGUGAACUGUAAUCCGGAAUUGUGA
Messenger RNA from Haliotis rufescens (red abalone), 1401 nucleotides. RefSeq lists its product as uncharacterized. Gene Ontology annotation, molecular function: nucleic acid binding. Bases 1 to 1401 code for a protein of 466 amino acids. Lineage: Eukaryota; Metazoa; Mollusca; Gastropoda; Lepetellida; Haliotidae. The record is from RefSeq and is a predicted model, not a curated record. Gene Ontology annotation, biological process: DNA integration. The transcript has a single exon.